AUGUUCGCAGAGUAUCGACAAGGAUCUACUAAAGAAUCUACUUCGACAAAGAAUGAUGUACAGACAAACACUUCAACUGCCAUAUCUAAGAAAUUCGUAACUUUAGACCUUAUAGCUGUAAAUAUGAAAUUAUCUGAAAGAACAACAACUACAUGGAAGGCAACUGCGUUAAAGUCAAUUAUUGUCAAUACUGACAAUUUCACUAUAUCUAGUAAAACACUGUAUUGGAAUUUGGAUGGUAACGAUAUAUUUUCAUUCGAGACCGUUUGCAUGACAUCGACACACGAAGACCAAGAAAUGCAAAGCCUGCGCCAAACUCUUCCCAAUUUGACUAAUCCUACUAACAAAUCUUGGUGUUGGUCUGUUGUCAAUGCAAACGCGUUUUUCCCGUUUGCGUAUAACUUUGGUGUGGCCUUUAGCGAUUUCACAGGUAUCAUAAAAAUGUUGAGAAUCCUUCAUAAACCGUCUAAAAAGCCGGGAGCAAUUGAAAAAUUACCUUGGGACUUGCUAAUAAAGUUUGAGAACGCAAAUUUCAGUUGCGAAGAUGAUCCGUUUGAAGUUAAACUUGGAGAGAACUACGCGCUGCUUCUAGAUGAGGCGGAUCAAUGCACUCAACGUGAGGAGCUAUUAGAGGCCAGGCUAGAUAAAAUCCGCAAAACCAAAGGAGAAUUCAUUCCCGUAAAAAAGAUUGAAGAGUUAUACAGAAGUUUGCAUGAAAAGAACGUACAAAUUUAUUUGCAAAGAUCGAAGAAACUACAUGGUAGCCCACUUCGAAGAAAUUUAUUUUCAUGGAAAGGAGAAGACCUGCGAAUAUUUGCAUUUGCUGAUCCAUCAAUGCAUGGAAAAGAAAAUAUUGUAUCAUGCAUGAGGCGAUUAGAUCCGAAUAGCCCGUAUCCAGAUUCCGAUCCUGAUUACUCCACAUUAUGGUGUCGCCUAAUACAUAUUGAAUCUAAAAUAUUAAAUAUGCCGGUUCGAGAUUAUCCUCAGUCAAUAAUAAAUAUUAAAGGUUUCAAAGUUGACGGGAUGCUAGCUGGCGCAGAAGUAAUACCGCCUGAUCGAGAUGUUGAACACUUAGAAAUUGCUUAUGGGCCAUGUUUUAGCCCUGCAUUGGCGCAAGUUGGCUUAGCUCUUGAUUUGCUAUCUAAGACCAGCCGUGACCCUAGUCCACGCUUAACCUGGUGGGACAAAAUGCGUUUACUAUUUCAUGGCCGAGUAUCUAUUUUCGCUAGUGCGCUACAUUAUUUCUGGCAUGCAUCAUUUGAUCCCUAUGAUAAGAGCGAAAGAAUGGAAAUAAGAGGAAAGAAUGCGGAUCUAGAUUGGUUUAAUGAACUGAUAACUCGUACUGUACAUCUUCUGUUAUUUGUAAGAAUCGAUCUUAUAUGGAAUUGUCAUGGCGAUUGUAAAGAUCAUCAUUCCGUAUUGCCUUGCGCACCUGAUAAAAUUCCUGCUCAUCAAUCUGAUAAGGCUUAUGAUUCGUAUGCAGCCUUCAGAUCUCGCGCUCUAAAAAUCAAAUUAGCCUUAAAGUUUAUGGAAAAAGCAGCUAAUGAUACGGUUGGUAAAGCCAUGAGCUCCAUACCUGAAUGUUACCUGUACGCUAGUAGCCUGAGAUGGUUAGAACAUUUUAAGUUGGUCGUAUUACAUCAUAUAACACGUCCUGUCAGGCGCGGAAAACUAUAUAAUAACGUUAGAGUUCGCAAACCGGGUUUUGUUCAGCACAUCGACGUGUUAGAUUUAGAUGUUAGUUUCCCGAAAUUAAUGCUAACUUACAGCGGAUCAUUUGCAAGAAAAGUGGGUUUUCGUGCAACUUCAGCAAGGGGUCACCUAUCAAUUAUGUUUCAACAUGCUUUGAUACCAUACCAAGAUGGCUUAAUUCGACGUCCAAAUAGUAUUUGGACCACGUCAGAAUCUGGAUAUGAUAUCAACGACGUUACGAUAAUGUUAUGCGCAAAUCUUAACAGCGAUACCGAAUAUUUGUCGCCAGACUUUGUGGAUUUUGAUAAGGAGGAACAUUUAUUAAGUCUUAAAAGCUUAACAUAUCGCUACAAUAACAAAGCAAUACCCCCGAGCAAAGACGAUACAAAUCCAUAUACGCAUACAAUUAAGAUAAAUGAUCUUAAAGCUUCAUGGACAACAUUCAAUCGGGAUACAGCUCUUAGUAUAUUUUGGGCAAACAAAAAAUCGCAAACGCUCAAACACGAUUUGUCUAGUGACUUUAUAAAACAAAUAAAGCAUAGUACUGCCAAACCUGUUGUCAUCACUGAGAAUGUACCGGAGCCUGAAUCGCAAAGGUCAUUUUCUGCAAAUGAAUCCAAGCCGUUCGGCAAUAUGCUUCAAGAUUUAUUGUCUGAUCAAUCCAAUUUUGUAGUAACAUGCGAAGAUGAGAAAAGUGAUAAUACUGCUCAAACGACGAAGAAUAUUUUACCAGAUGAGGAAGACGUUCAUCAACGACAUAUACUUAUUGAAGCCGUCAAUUCUCAAGUCAUUUUAAAGGGAACCGAAACAAACGGUUGCCUUGUUACUUCGGCUGCAAAUACCCGCUUAUAUCGCCUUAUUCAUACACCGCGGUGGCGGUCACAUAAAUUACUUUUAAAAACGUCAUGGUCGGCCUUAUUUGAUAAUAUACAGUAUUUUGGUACGGUUGGAGGCAGUUACUAUAAAACUGACGACAUACCUUGGUUAAAGCCGUCAUUGAUUCAAUCCAGAGGUACUGACAGCAUGGAUUCUAUUGUAUCAGAGGGUGUCGGUCACGUAGUUCACGAUGUUGAGAAACGGCGUGGAGCCCCUAGAAAGUCAAUAAGUUUCUUGAGAUCUACAAGCUUACUGGAUAAUGAUGAAGACGAUCUGGAAAUAACAAUCAGUGACGGAGAUAAUCUGGAUGCGGUAACUGAAGAGGAUGAAGAUCAGGAUCAAACGAAGAUUGCAGUCCCAGAAAUUGUGCAAUUACAACGAAUUAUUUCACGUUGUAGCGCUCAAUUUUCUUAUAUCAGUUAUAUGGAUGAAGCUAGCAAUGUACUAAUGGAAUCGGCUCAAUAUGCAAUGUUAAUUGAUAUUGUGGAGAAUUUCGUUUUAUAUGUUGAACCGAAAAAGAAGGAAGAGUCGGAAUUGAUAGAAAAGAUGAAGUUUAAACUUCAACUUAAUGAAGACGAAGACAUUGGCACUCCUCUACUGCAAUUACAGAAUACGGUCCGAUAUCAAUUACGAACGAUGAGAAAGUUAGAACGAGCUAUGUUUUUAGCGCGGCAGCAAUUAAUACUACAUGAAGAAGAGAAGGCAUCAAGAUUAACUGAUCAAAUUAAAGAAUUAGAAGAUGAAAUCAUAGAAGUUAAGGAAAAUGUUGACAUGGCAUGUGAUGAACUACGACUCAUGAUUACUUAUACAAAGAGGAAUAUGUCCAAUGAUUGUGUUGAACAUAAACUUGAGAUUGGCGAUUUCGCUGUUCAUAAUUUAUUACAAGUUCCAAACAAUUCUUUUAAGGAUGCCCUCUGCCCCCAAAAACUGAAAACUAAAGUUCAAAUCGAUCGCGAUGUUGCUGUUCGGAUAUUCUGCCGUGAAAUGCCACGUGUUGGUGGAAUCUCUGUUAAAGAACAUUUUGAAGUUAACGUUGUACCCCUGGCUGUACGAUUAACCAACCAUUUAUAUAAAAAUUUUAUGAAGUUCUUUUUUCCGCAUCGUUUCGAAAAUUCAGAUGCAUCACAUGAUGAUGAAACCGCUAGUAGACUAGGAUCUGAUAGUGACUCUGAUGAUGACACAAUGAGUAUUAUUAGUGAAAGCGGUGGAAGUAGUCACUUUAAUUUUCCUUCUUCGCCAGCUGCAAGCCAUAAAGAAUUUCGCUAUUCAAGAAGUCAAGACACUUCGUCGAUUAAGAGAUGCGACAGCAUUGACAGUGUUCGAUCCCGUGCAUCUGUAUCUGAAGGUAGUCAUAGGAGAAUUUCCUUUACACAUAAUAGCGAGUCUAAUCAAGAUCAAAAAGCCGAAAGGAGCAAGAAACUCUUGAGGCGGAUGUUAGAUGAUGAAGAUGUUCUCAACAAAAUGAAAGAGAGAGCCUCAAAAAAUCAAACCUUCAUUUACAUUAAAAUACCGCAGGUUCCCUUGCUUGUUAGUUACAAGGGUCAGAAAGACAAAAAUCUAGCUGACGUGAAUGACUUCAAUCUAGCGCUGCCCACACUAGAAUAUCAUAAUGUUACCUGGCAAUGGAUUGACCUACUUUUAGCAAUGAAAAAAGAUUGCCGCCAGGCACUCUUGUCUCAGGCGAUUAAAGAAAAAUUACGAUUUCGUCAUACAAGUGAUGGAGAAUCUAACCCAAAAGAUAUCGACGCCUCUAAAACAUCGGACCAAGAUAAGUACAGACUACUACUUGGAGUACAGGAUAAACCUUCCAAGAAAAAAUUAUCAUUAAAGCUAUUUGGUAAGAAAAAUGCCAAGGAAAAAGAUCUCAAGAGUCCGCACUCGCCGCUGCCUACGCGAGCAAAUAUACCCGACAGCUCUAUAGGUUGA
Trichoplax adhaerens is the source of this 4494-nucleotide messenger RNA. RefSeq lists its product as uncharacterized. The transcript has 43 exons. Lineage: Eukaryota; Metazoa; Placozoa; Uniplacotomia; Trichoplacea; Trichoplacidae. The coding region runs from base 1 to 4494 and encodes 1497 amino acids. The record is from RefSeq and is a predicted model, not a curated record.